CUUUAUAAUAGCUAUACUGGCUUUUGCUAUGACAAUAUCCAUGGCAAAGCUUUGUGCCGCUUUGCAUGACUAUGAAAUAGACAGCAACCAAGAGUUGGUAGCCUACGGAGCAACCAACCUGCUCGCGUCAUUUUUUCAGUGUUUUCCAAUGUGUGUUGCGCCACCAAGAACCAUGAUCCUAAGUUCACUUGGUGCCAGAUCUACACUUAAUGCGAUUCCAGCUGCCAUCUUUAUUCUGGUAGUUUUGCUCGUGGCGGGUCACCUCUUUGUCUCUCAUGAAUACCAGUCCUAGCAGCAAUGAUUAUAGUGGCCAUGAAGAAUUUACUGCUUCAAGCCAGACAACUCCCUAAUCUUUGGAGGGUCAGCAAAGCAGAUUUUGUAAUUUGGCUGACAACAGCAUUGGUGUCGAUCCUAGUUGAUCUUGAUAUCGGCCUUAUCGCGGGAGUGGGAACGUCCAUCUUUACCAUUAUCGUCCAGAGUCAGUUUUCGACUGGGCAGCUGGUUGGAAUAUCAGAGCAGGAAGACAUUUACAUUGACCUCAAGGGUCACAAGAAUAUUAAAGAACUGAAAGGAAUAAAAAUAUUCUAUUUUAACACGACGCUCUUUUUUGCCAGUGCAGAAAAAUUUAAAUCUCAGCUUUAUGGGAAAACGUUUAACCCAUUAACUGUAGUGGCGAGUCGGAGUAUUAAACUUGAUUCAGAGAACAACAGACUGUCAAAUGGUGUAAACGGAAACGAAAUGCGGAUACAUCACAUCAUUAUAGACUGUUCAGCAAUGACCUACAUUGACAUGGCUGGCGUGAAUGUGUUGAAGAUGGUUAUUAAGCAAUUCAAGGGAGCUGGGACAGAAGUAUUUUUAGCAAACUGUUGCCGCUAUAUGUUGCAUGUGUUGGACAGUGCUCAGGUGUAUGACAUCCUGCCAAAAGAUCAUGUUUUCUUCAGUGUACACGACGCUGUGACCAAAAUAAUUGGACCUAGAUCAUUUGUGGUGAAAUUUUAAACUGGAGUUUUCUGAGGCUCGAUUAUGUUACCGGCCUUGGUGGUGUCGUGGUUAAGCCAUCGGACGUAAGGUUGGUAGGUA
This is a messenger RNA of Gigantopelta aegis, 1080 nucleotides long. Its product is annotated as sulfate transporter-like. Gene Ontology annotation, cellular component: membrane. Lineage: Eukaryota; Metazoa; Mollusca; Gastropoda; Neomphalida; Peltospiridae. Gene Ontology annotation, biological process: transmembrane transport. Gene Ontology annotation, molecular function: bicarbonate transmembrane transporter activity; chloride transmembrane transporter activity; oxalate transmembrane transporter activity. The coding region runs from base 298 to 999 and encodes 233 amino acids. The transcript has 2 exons. The record is from RefSeq and is a predicted model, not a curated record.